AUGAAUAAUAAUGGAUUGAUUGUUUAUAUUAUUGGUACUACAGCAGCAGGAAAGACUAACUUAUCUUUGAAUUUAGGAAUAGACAAUUAUGAGAUUAUCUCUUGUGAUUCGAUGUAAAUUUACAAGGAAGCUAAUGUCAUGACUGCUAAAGCUACUGCAGCAGAAUAAGCAAUAAAAAAACAUCAUGGAAUUGAUUUGCUAGACUUAGAAUCUGAAGGGUUUAAUCGCAAAUAAUGGAAUAAUAGUAAGAACUUUUAAUAAAGUUUUAGUGGCAAUUCAAAAAAUAGAAGAAUUAUAAUCAAGAGGGAUAAUUCCUGUUUUAGUAGGAGGGACACAUUAUUACAUAGAAUCUAUUUUAUUUAAUUAAGAAAAUGAAGAGAAGUAAAUAAUACAAGCAGCCGAAUUAAAUUUACAUGGCAAGGAACCUUAUGAAUAUUUAAAAGAGAUUGAUCCUUUGGCUGCUGAAAAAUUUCAUCCAAAUGAUUUUAGAAGAAUUAAUAACUCUAUUAAAUAUUACUAAAGUACAGGAUAAUUGCCGUCUGAAUAAAUAGAUCAUCAUUCUGACGAAUGUAAAUUAAGAAGUAAUAAUUUCCUAAUACUUUGGCCUAAAUGGAAGAAAAGCGAAGAUUUAAAGAAGAAAGUAUCUGAAAGAAUACAUGAAAUGCUUGAAUAAGGAGGGACAGAAGAAAUAUUAAGAAUAUUUGAAAGAUUAGGUAACAAUCAAAAAGCAGUUGGUGGAAUAUUAUAAAGCAUUGGAUAUAGAUAAUUUGAAAAAUUGUAUUAAUAUUAUAAAGAAUCACAGUUGUAAUUUCCCAAUGUUGAUGAUAAAUUUCUAGAGUUACGUUAGGAAGGAUUAGAAAAGUUGAUUAAUGAUACGAUGGCAUACACAAAAAAAUAGAUAUAAUGGAUCAAAAAUAGAAUUCUAUGCAAUUCAAAAAUAGAUAUUAUAGCAAAUAGAUUAUUUGUAUUGGAAUUUGAAUCAACUUAGACAUUUAAAGAAUAAGUAGUGAUUCCAGCUUAAAAACUAUAUAAUUUAUUUUGUUAAUUAUUUUAACAGGGCAAAUUAGAGGAUGAGUAAUUUAAAAUUAGUUCAUAGGAUAUUGAAAAUAUCCCAAUAAUAACUCCUGAGAAGAUAGAAAAGUAUAAAGCAACUUAAAAAUUAAAAUAACGAAACAAUUGGAAAAAAUAAGAGUGCCUAUUGUGCAAUAAAAAGAUGAAUGGCCCAUAUGAAAUUGAAUAGCAUUUUAAGUCUCGUUAUCAUAGAAUUAAUCUUUUGAAAGAAUCCUAAUUGUAAAAGAAGAAAUAAAAAAUAGAUUGA
Paramecium octaurelia is the source of this 1318-nucleotide messenger RNA. NCBI's taxonomy places the organism in Eukaryota, Ciliophora, Oligohymenophorea, Peniculida, Parameciidae. The record is from the annotation of a GenBank genome assembly.